UCAACGCGCGCGGUUCGCUUGCUCCGUUCAGUUACAUUUAUAAAUAAGAUCCUUCAGAUCCUAAAAAUUAUUUCGGAGCUUUGUUAAAAAGUGCAAAAAGUGAACAAAAUAUGUCCUUAAAAGGAUUGUGCAAAAAGAAAAGUGUAUAACCAAGAAUAUUGUGAACCUUUAAAAAUAAAAUUAUCUCAAAAACGAAACAUAUAAAAUUAGCAUUAUUAAACCACAAAAACGUAAUAUAAAAAUGAUUCUGAAAAUCGUGCUGGCGGUCAUUGCGAUCUUCUUUAUGAAGACGACACACGUGCAUUCCAGUUUUCCAACUGACAUAAAUAAGAAUUAUGUAGACAUGAGCAAUUCGACCUUGCCCAGGACCACCUCUCAUCCACAUACCUAUCGCACUCGUUCUCGUUACUUUCUACCUCUUCGCGAAAUUCAUAACGAGGAGGAGAAGCACUACGGGGGGUAUUCCGAAGAUCAGGAGAUCCUGAGGUUUCCCCACAAGCGUGUGGCACGUGACCAGGCCAUCCAGGAGCUGCUCCACUAUGGAGUGGAUAUCCACCGCAGUGUCAAUGGCAACCACGUGGGGCAGUUCGACGAUAAUCACCUACAUUUUGAUACCGCCGACACUGGGAACGAGGACUUUCCAACAAAUCAGCCUGUGGUGGGGACUGCCAAAAGGGAAAUCCAGUCGGGAACCUCAAAUGCCGUCGAGGAGGCUAGAAUACGGAAAAUCAACAUUGCCCGUAACAAGGCACUCAAAAACAGGGUCGAAGCUCACAGAUUGUAUAUGUUAGAGUACGGGGCCUGUCGAUGGCCAAGGCCAGAGGUUGUCCACAUCGCGACGGAAACCGACACGGUCUACUCCCCCCGGGCCACGAUCCUUCACCGGUGCAGCGAUAGGAUCGGAUGCUGCGAACCACAGAAAACCUGCACGGUGAAGACGAAUGAGACGGUGGAGCGGGAGUUCACCAUGCAGCGGGGCCAUUACUCGGUGUCCAAAAUUCUUUACAUGCAGAAUCACACGGAGUGCGAGUGCGUGUUUGUGGAAACUCGUCGCAAACGCAGUCCCACCUGCCAAUGUCCGAAGCACUUCAUCGACUUUAGCUGGGCGAGAUCGCCUCCGUCGGCGGAGGAGGAGGAGCAUCUGGAGGUGCUUCUGCUGGAGCGGCAGGAGCCGCGCUGUCGAUGCGACUGCCACCUCAGCGACGACACGUGCCAGAGGCUGAAGAACGGCGUCGAGGGAUUCUCGGUGAUGGAGCGACGACGCAUUCAAAGCGGAGAAGUCACUCCGCCCUUCUGCAAUUUCGGCCUAUAUGACAUCAGAAACGGCCGUUGUCCGCGUCCGGGAAUUCGAAAUCCGAAUCUGAAUGUGCCACAAUACAUCCAGUCGAGGCGCCAAGAUGGCAAGAGCUAAACCAAAACCCCCAUCAAAAACAAUCAAUCCAGAACUGUCCAUAAACUAAAAAACUACUUAUACAAUACUACUAUUUAAAGUUACGAGUGAGCCAUUGAACAACAAAAAAUCCAGAACUGAUUCAUUGGAUUGACGGAUAGACUCUCCCAAUGAUAGUGUUUUGGUGAACUAAUUCACUAAAUGCAUUUUAUGGGAACUUCCAUAUGUUUAGUCGUUAGUAUAAUGAGCUAUAAUAUUUAAAGAUUGCGUUUUCCACAGGGUGAAGAUCAACCUUUUCAAAAACAAAAAACGCAUUUUAAAUAAUAAUUCUACAGCACAUACACAUUAAAUAAAACGUAUAUAGUAAUAAAUGCUGAAAGUAAGAUGCCAGUAAAAGAAAAAAAAGCUAGAAACAAAAAUACAUCACAUAGACCCAAGUUCCGAUCAGAAGUAUUGUAAAACAACAUUCGAGUUACUUAAGUUAUCGUCGAUUAAGUUCACCUCCUAAGCUACUUAUGUAAUAUAUUUGUAUACAAUUAAACGAUACUUCUAGUCACAACAA
This is a messenger RNA of Drosophila subpulchrella, 1952 nucleotides long. RefSeq lists its product as uncharacterized. The coding region runs from base 242 to 1411 and encodes 389 amino acids. The record is from RefSeq and is a predicted model, not a curated record. NCBI's taxonomy places the organism in Eukaryota, Metazoa, Arthropoda, Insecta, Diptera, Drosophilidae. The transcript is spliced from 5 exons. Gene Ontology annotation, biological process: hemocyte migration.